Elephantulus edwardii (Cape elephant shrew) is the source of this 780-nucleotide messenger RNA. Its product is annotated as anaphase-promoting complex subunit 7-like. The record is from RefSeq and is a predicted model, not a curated record. Gene Ontology annotation, biological process: cell division. Bases 1 to 780 code for a protein of 259 amino acids. The transcript has 2 exons. NCBI's taxonomy places the organism in Eukaryota, Metazoa, Chordata, Mammalia, Macroscelidea, Macroscelididae. Gene Ontology annotation, molecular function: protein binding.
AUGAACGUCGUGGACCACGUGCGGGACAUGGCGGCCGUGGGGCUGCACUCCAACAUGCGGCUCCUCAGCAGCUUGUUACUGACGAUGAGUAACAACAACCCGGAGCUCUUCUCCCCAUCUCAGAAGUACCAGCUUUUGGUGUAUCACGCAGACUCUCUCUUCCACGAUAAGGAAUAUCGGAAUGCCGUGAGUAAGUACAGCAUGGCUCUACAACAGAAGAAGGCGCUGAGUCUCAUCGAGUGCUACUUAGCCUCCAACAGCAUUCGGGAAGCGAUGGUCAUGGCUAACAAUGUUUACAAGACCCUGGGCGCCAACGCACAGACCCUCACCCUUUUAGCCACGGUCUGUCUCAAGGACCCAGUCACUCAGGAGAAAGCCAAAAGCCUGUUAGACAAAGCGCUCAGCCAGCGGCCCGACUACAUCAAAGCGGUGGUGAAGAAGGCGGAGCUGCUCAGCAGAGAGCAGAAGUACGAAGAUGGGAUAGCCCUGCUGAGGAACGCCCUGGCUAACCAGAGCGACUGCGUGCUGCAUCGCAUCCUAGGCGACUUCCUGGUCGCCCUCAAUGAGUACCAGGAGGCCAUGGACCAGUAUAGUAUAGCGCUCAGUUUGGACCCCAAUGACCAGAAGUCUCUAGAGGGGAUGCAGAAGAUGGAGAAGGAGGAGAGCCCGGCGGACUCAGCUCAGGAGGAGGACGUGGACGACAUGGAGGGGAGUGGGGAAGAGGGCAGCGACAGUGAGGCCCAGUGGGCCGACCAGGAGCAGUUGUUCGGCAUGCAGUGA